Trypanosoma conorhini is the source of this 1836-nucleotide messenger RNA. RefSeq lists its product as uncharacterized. The transcript has a single exon. Lineage: Eukaryota; Euglenozoa; Kinetoplastea; Trypanosomatida; Trypanosomatidae. The coding region runs from base 1 to 1836 and encodes 611 amino acids. The record is from RefSeq and is a predicted model, not a curated record.
AUGCUCUACAAUGAGGUGCUGCACCCCAUCAACGUUGCGCGGCUGCUGUACGACGUGCUUUGCGUCACCGUGAGCUCCUUCAGCCCCGAGACGCUCGUGCGCAAGCGGAUUAAGCGUGCCCCGCGGGGCGGCAACGGCGCCGCGGAGGAGCAGCAGCAGCAGCAGCAGCAGCGGCGGGGUCGCCCGACGCAGCGGUCGAGUCGGCCCGGCAGCCGCACGGCGUCGGCCAACACAAGCCUGAACGCGUCGGUGUACACCAGCGGAGAGCUGCCGCCGCCGGUGCCGAACCGAAGUGCGACGGAUGCGUCCCGCUCGCACCGCAACCGCAGUCGUAGCGGCGGCCGUCGCGAACGCGGCCCCGACGGCAGUGAGCAAAAAGGCUGGAGGCACUGGCGCAGCAUUGAUGUCACGAAGCAGACGGUGCUGCUGAUGCACGUGCUGCGUGCCGCCCCCGUCGCCGUCCUCCGCUUCUUCUGCCAGGUGCAGACCGAUGCGGAGACCUUGCCGCUGCUGGACUUCAGCGAUCUUGGUGCGACCGCGCGGCGUCUGCUGUGCCUCAGCGCGGACGCGGUGUUUGCGCCCGGCUUUGCGUUCCCCUUCCUCACCGCACGUUUUCUCUUGGGCGUCGCCCAGCAGUACCUGAUGGAGCGCGUCUUUUUCGAGACCAACCUGGUGGUGCGCAACCUUCGCAGCCGCCGCGCGUGGCGCAAGGCGCUGGGGUGGGCGCUGAGCCUCUCCGCCCACGCGGUCACCGACCCCGUCGCGUUCAGCGCCGUGACCCCGAUUCUGCUCACCCGCGUGCGCGACUUCUCGCCGGUGUCGGGGCCGCUGCGGUACACCCCCGCCGGCGUCAGCAAAGGCCUCGCCGUGGGCUUUGCAGGGGUGACGCUGGAGAUGUUGAUCGUGCCGGCCGCCUCGCAGCUCUGCCAGCGCGCCAUUGUGGGCAUCGCUGACGCCACGGAGUACCUGCUGCUGCGCCGCUACGCGCGGCGGGGGACGAGGGGCGGCGGGGCCGCCAACCACAACGACGACACCGCGAGCCAAGUGCAGAGCGAGGAUGAGCGGGGGGACGGCGUGAGGAGCGUGGCGGGCAGCCUGAACAGCAGUCGCGUGUCGCUCAGAGAGAUGGCGGCGGCGGCGGCCGAGGCGGCUGCGAGGGUGUCACGUGAAGGACCCGGCGCACACGCGGCGCGGGCGUCGCAGCCGCUCGACAAGCGCAAGCUCGAGGAGCGCCUCCGCCGUCGUCUAGAGGCCGAGGAGCGCAGGCGGGCGGAGGCGGAGGUUAGAGUUAUUUGGCGAGCCAUCAUCUACCGCGUCUGCUCCGCCCUCGUUGCGCAGUGCCUUGUGCAGCACCCGUUGACGGUGCUCGCCCACAUGUUAUACGGCCGUGCGGUGCUGAAUGCCACGGGCCUGCUGACGUUCUGCGACGACGCCCCUGCCGUGCCGCUCACGUGGCAGGCGUACUUGCAAUUCCUGCGGCGCAGCUUCAGCGUUGAGGCUGGGGCGGAGCAGAGCAGCGGGGUGCGGGUGGUGGAGCUGCUGCGCAGCAUCGGUGGCUUCGUCGGCUACGAGUUGAGCAUGGUGCUCGGCAGCAUCCGUCGCUUUUCGACGCGGGACACGGCGAUUCGUGCGCUCGUCGCACGCGCCGAGGAGAGGCGCACACACAGGGGCAGCCGCGGCGAGGCCGGGGCCGUCCCCUCCGCCAUGGAGAGCGUCGAGCUCAUGCUCUUGUCGCUCGCCUCCCUCUCCCCGCUCUUCACGGCGGUGCAGUUUACGGCCAUGGAAAGGCUGCUAGGGUUCUACGUGGACGUCUGGGUGCGGCUGCGGGGGGAGUAG